Molecule: messenger RNA, 1691 nt
Organism: Saccostrea cuccullata (small rock oyster)
Lineage: Eukaryota; Metazoa; Mollusca; Bivalvia; Ostreida; Ostreidae
Exons: 6
Coding region: 168-1025 (285 amino acids)
Source: RefSeq, a predicted model, not a curated record
CAAACGUCGUUGAAGUAGUCUUUCUGAAUACAGGUGUCUUGUCGGAGUAAUACUUCAAGCUCUGAUUCCUGCAGACUCAACUUUAAUACAUGUAUUUAAUGAGUAAGAAAAUAUGGACUUAAUUAUUUGCGUUUAAGACUCGGUCAACACCUUGAGCAUAUUUGAUAAUGGAUUUAUGGAUCUAUAACGUGGUUUUUCUGAGUACAUUUUAUCAAGUAAUGUUGUCAAAAACUGAAGAAACAAAAGAAUUCUGCCACAAUGAAAGAAAAAACAUUGUAACUGGCAUUGAUUGUGACGUCAGACAUAUUACGAUUACUGCAGAGGGAGAUCCUAAUCAUGUUGAUCAAUGCGAUUGGAAUCAAGGAAAAAUGUUGUGUAUUAAUGGGAAUUAUGAGAAUACCAAUAAAUCUCUUCGAUUCAGUUUCACUUUUCAUCUGAAACAACAUUCGGGAAAACAGAUGGUGAUACAUUCCAGGUGUAAAAAUGGAAGCCAUGUCAAUAAAACUUAUAUUAUGAUACCAUGUCGUUCAGAAUUCACGGUUUCUGCCACCCACAACAAAGAACACAUAAAUCUGACCUGUCAACAUAAAUUCUUCAAUUUGUCAUCAGACGGAAUCCAUAUAAAGAGGAAGGAAAAAGAUGAUUUUAUCGUCACCUGUACAUGGAAUAGAGGAAUAUCAGAGACACAGUGUCAAACAAAAGAACAAGGACACGCUCACAAAAAUGGAAUAGCCGGUUAUACAGCAGAGUAUCCUGGAGAGUACCAGUGUGUGAUGGGUGGACAGAUCAUUGAUAUACCGUCCAGAGAGGUCUCCACAUCCACAGAGGUCCCCACAUCUCAAGGGAUUACAACACAGGAACCAAGCAACUUGAACAAGACAAGAAACGCAUCACGUGGUACAAGUAGCGGGUGUAGGAGCCAGUCUUUUACCCAAAUGGACUUUCUGAUACCACUGUUUAUUAUGUAUUGUACCUAUAGUGUACAAUAUUUCAGUGAAUGUGGAUAUUUUCUUUUACCAAGUUGAAAAACAACAUGAUUCCCACACCUUUUGAUGUUCAUGCAAGGAACAUCCUCUUCGUUAUAGAAGGCCCUUAUCAACUAUCAGCUAUGUGAUAAGAAUAUCGGUGUUUUUUGUUUGAUGAAGAUAGUGUUCUCGGUGAAACUUAACACGUUUCUAUCGAUGUAAAAUAACCAUUCCCGGAACAAAGUUCUUUUUUUAGCGAUUGAAAAAUGCGUUUAAUCCAAAUUCUCCUAUCCUUUCUACUAUUAUGAGGGUCACGCUGCAUUGCAAUCGUGUCCAAUUGACAGAGAAUGCUCAAAACUAAGUGGAAAAUGAUCUCUAUUUUGAUGUUUUUGUUCUCCAUUUAAACCCAGCUGUUGAUUUGUUUGAUGUUUGUUAUUUUAAUUUUUAAUUUGCACUGGGGUUCAUUGCAAUAUGAAAUGCAUUUUUCAUUUUCUAGUUAAAUUCAUGCAAGACCGUUAAUUUUCGAUAACAAAAUGAAUAUGACAAAAGUUGUUUCCCCCAUUGUAAUUGAAAAACAAACUAAAGAGCUUUUAUUUGUUAGUGCUCACAUAAUGGUGUAACUAUACUUUUUUAAACGAACAUUUUGAGGACAGACUCAAAAGAUAUUCAAGAUAAAGCUUAAAGUUCUUGUUUGUAUGAAUGGUGUAUUAAGCUAUGAUAGAAUGA